AUGGCUCGCUUUGCAAAUAAGCCUGUUGUAUACAAGAAAUUUCUCGACAUUUUGCAUUCUUAUCAGAGAACUGUAGAUCAGCAGGCUCGAACUCCACAAACAGAAAAGGUUGUGCUAGAUGAAGUUACAGCUUUGUUUGGUGAAGAGCCAGAUUUACUUGAAGAAUUCCGCCAUUUUCUUCCCGGUGUUCAUGGCUUCAGAGGAGGCUCAGAUGCUGAAGUUGUCAUAUCUUCUGAUUCUGAUGAUCUCGUUCGUGAAGAAGUAUCUGAUUCGGAGCAGGAACAAGGGACCAAACCAAAGAAAAAGGCCAAAGCUAAGAUAGCAACAAGCACUUCUAGACCUGUUACGCGAUCAUCAAACACAAGUAUUUGGAAGAGGGACGUCGACAUAAAAGAAGCGGCAAUGACUGCAAGUGUAGAAGAUAUUGUCUAUUUUGAUAAGAUUCGUCGCUGUCUCGAUGAAAGAAAGCACGAUACGUUUCUUCGCGCUCUCAAUUUGUAUAGCGCAUCAAUCAUUUCUGGCACCGAACUUCUUACAAUGCUGGAAAAUGUCUUCGGAAACCAGGCCCAUCUUCUUGAUGGUCUGCGGAAGAUCCUUGGUGUAGAGGAUGAUUCUACUGCUCAAGCAACAGCU
Cylicostephanus goldi is the source of this 633-nucleotide messenger RNA. NCBI's taxonomy places the organism in Eukaryota, Metazoa, Nematoda, Chromadorea, Rhabditida, Strongylidae. The record is from the annotation of a GenBank genome assembly.